Messenger RNA from Salvia hispanica, 2554 nucleotides. RefSeq names its product 1-deoxy-D-xylulose 5-phosphate synthase 3 (gene DXPS3). Gene Ontology annotation, molecular function: 1-deoxy-D-xylulose-5-phosphate synthase activity. The record is from RefSeq and is a predicted model, not a curated record. Lineage: Eukaryota; Viridiplantae; Streptophyta; Magnoliopsida; Lamiales; Lamiaceae. Gene Ontology annotation, biological process: terpenoid biosynthetic process.
UGCCAGAAUUCAAGACUUUGUCAUUUUGCUUCACUCCUUUUGUUCAUAUUCACCAACAAAGCCGUAAAAACUUGAGAUUGAUUCUUUCUCCAGAACUUUCUGGGGCUUCUUUUUAAGGAUGAUCGUCUGAUUUUUAAUUUACAGAAAAAAUUUUAUCUUGAUUUUGUUGGGGUUGCAAAAUUCUUGCUUCUUGCUCAAUGGCUGCUGCUCCCUGUCGAAACCCUUUUGGGAUUAGUGCUAAUCUUGAUGGGAGUUCAAGAUUUUUGUCUCGGAAACUUGAAUUCUCAGCUGUUAAUUUCCCUCCGAAUGUUGAAUUUUCAAGACUCGGUUUUUAUCGAAGUUUGGUGUGUAAGGAGCGUGGAGGUCAUGUGCAUUGCUCAUCGAACGCAGAUGGUCCAACGAACGAGGAGGUCCUCACACCAGUUCUUGAUAUGAUCGACAGUCCCAUGAAUUUGAAAAAUUUAUCUUUGAAGGAGCUGAAGCAGCUGGCAGAUGAUAUUCGCACGGAACUAUCCAUCUUGUCAAAAACUAACAAAUCUUUUCGACCUAGCUUGUCCGCCGUAGAGCUAACAGUUGCUAUUCAUCAUGUUUUUAACGCCCCGGUGGACAAGAUAGCCUGGGAUAUCGAAGACCAAACAUAUCCUCACCAGCUUCUCACGGGGAGAAGGACUCGCUUAAGUAAAUUGGGGCAGGCUAACAAUCUUUCCAGCUAUGCGUGUCGUAAUGAGUAUGACCCGUUUGGAACCGGGCAUGGAUGUAGCAGCAUAUCUUCCGGACUUGGAAUGGCUGUUGCACGAGAUAUUAAGGGGAAAAAGGAUCGCAUAGUUUCGGUAAUCAGCAACGAAACGACCAUGGCCGGACAGGUGUAUGAGGCCAUGAGCAAUGCUGGUUAUUUGGAUUCGAAUUUGGUAGUCAUAUUAAAUGACCGCCAUCACGCCUCAAACCCUAAGCUCGAUCAAGCCCCGAAGGUUUCGAUCAAUGCUGUGUCUAGUACUCUGAGCAAGCUGCAAUCUAGCCAAUUCUUCCGCAAAUUUAGAGAAGUCGCCAAGGUUCUUACCAAGAGAAUAGGCCGUGGGAUGCACGAGUGGGCUGCCAAGAUCGACGAAUACGCACGAGGGAUGGUGGGGCCUACGGGGUCAACUCUGUUCGAGGAGCUUGGGUUAUAUUAUAUUGGCCCUGUUGACGGACACAACAUUGAAGACCUACUUUGUGUUCUGCACGAAGUGGCUUCAUUGGAUUCGAUGGGGCCGGUUCUUGUUCAUGUCGUGACAAAGGAAGAGUAUGCCGGCGAAGAUAAUCAGACGGGUAAAGCAUCGGAAGACGUUAUUGAAGGUCCGUGUACCAUUGAAUUGGGGCCCAUCAGGUCUCGACCCCGAACCUAUAGCGACCACUUUGUGAAGGCUUUGAUCACCGAGUCUGAGAUAGACGAAGAUAUUGUGGUGGUCCAUGCAGGAAUGGGGAUGGAGACGCCAUUUCGAACGUUAAAAGACAAAUUGGGGGACAGAUUUUUCGAUGUUGGUAUGGCCGAGCAGCACGCAGUUACUUUCUCUGCCGGUCUUUCUUGUGGUGGAUUGAAGCCUUUCUGUGUAAUCCCUGCGUCGUUCCUGCAGAGAGCGUACGAUCAGGUAGUUCACGACGUAGACAGGCAGAAGAUCCCGGUGCGUUUCGUCCUCACGAGUGCUGGACUAGUCGGAUCCGAUGGUGCCGCGCACUCAGGAGCCUUUGAUAUCACAUUCAUGUCGUGUUUGCCUAACAUGAUUGUGAUGGCACCGUCCGACGAGAUCGAGCUUGCUCGUAUGGUGUGCACGGCUGCCGACAUCGAGGACCGGCCGGUUUGCUUACGCUACCCUCGGGGUGCCAUUGCCAGUCUGGACCCUAGCAUGUAUCUUCGAGAGCCAAUCGAGGUUGGUAGAGGAAGGCUACUCUUAGAGGGUAAAGAUAUCGCUCUACUCGGCUUCGGUUCGAUGGUGCACAAUUGUCUUCGGGCGCAUGCUGUGCUCGCGCAAAUGGGUAUAGACAUCACCGUUGCCGAUGCGAGGUUUUGCAAGCCGCUCGACAUGAAGCUCGUGCGGAUGUUGUGCAAGAACCACAAGUUCCUCAUCACGGUCGAGGAAGGUUCGAUCGGAGGCUUUGGAGCACACGUUGCUCAGUUCAUUUCCCUCGACGGUCUUCUAGAUGCCGGAGUCAAGUGGCGCCCGAUCACGCUGCCCGACAACUAUAUCGAGGCGGCCCAGCCUAACGAGCAGCUUGCAGCCGCGGGGCUGACCGGGAACCACAUUGCUGCAACGGCGUUAAAUCUGCUCGGUCGCACCCGCGACGCUCUUCUGUUGAUGUGCUAGUGUAUGUACCGUGGACAAGUAAAUAAAAAAAAUUGGAUUAGGUAUUAGCAUGAACAAAGAAACAUGUAUAGAGUCUUUGUGCAGAAGUGAGAAAAAAAACGUCGACGAAUCUUUGAAAUUUGUCGAUUUUAUCCUGAUCUUUAACAAUUGUAUCAAUUUUAUCACAAUCUUUUGUGAAUUAUCAAUUCAAUGAUAAAAUUUUCUACUUGUGUCAA